GUGAGAUUAAAGGAUCGUCAUACAGUGCAUCCUGAGAACAGCGAACGCCCUCACAAUGGCAGUUCGUACUCUUGGCGUAGUGCUCUUAUUUUCAUUUGUCACAACCCUUCUAGGGCUGCCGGCUGCAGUACCAGACUCGGCUGUGAAUACACACGAAGAACACACAUUAUCAACUGACCUGCAGCCACCACCGUUAGAAGAACAUCAUGCUACAGUCUACAUAAUUAAUCUGUACGCCGUAAAAAAUGGUAGCGGCAACACGUCGGAGGAGGUGUUUCAACGUGACGUGAUCGAAGCAGUGCCUGACAUAGUGGAGCCAUUGGUCACUGUUCUCCUAGUGGUGGAAGAUAGUGAAGAAGAGAACGAAAAACCGGCCGACCUCGACGAAUUUGCGGAGGAAUUGGAAGGCCAAGGUUUCAAGGUCAACAAGAUCGAUCUGAACAGCCAAACGCAAGUGCUCAAGAUGAAAUUGGAGAAGGCGAAGGCGCAGAAUAUGAUAGAAUCAGCUUUGAAGCCAGUCGAGCGGAAGAACGACCGCAAGAAGAGGAGCUAUUGCCUGAAGUGUGGCGGAGGAUACGGUGGUCACGGUGGAGGAUACGGUGGGUAUCCAAGCGGGGGUGGAUAUUAUCCUGGUGGUUACGGUGGCGGAGGCGGUGGUUAUUAUCCUGGUGGGGGUUAUCCUCCAAGUGGCGGAGGCCAUCAUCACAGAGGAGGAGGUUACGGAGGUUAUCCGGGCGGCGGCUGCAGGACUUGCGGUGGAGGUGGAUACGGAGGUGGAUCGUAUUCUCAAUCCUCUGCUUCGGCUCAAUCUUCUUCUGGAAGUUGGGGGAAAAAAUGAGCGGAACGUUCAUAAUCACGUGAACGUGUUGCCAUUAAUAAUGUAUGCUGCCUUCAUGUUUAACACACGUACAUACAGUGCAAAAGAGCGUGGAUUCUUCGAACAUGGAUUCACCACAAAUGACGUCACGGACAACAGCAUUCGAUAAUCGGUCUCGAGGCACUGUAACGUAAAGCUUUCCUGUUCGGUCGUUUGUACAACGUACAUACUUGUAUGGCACAUGGUAGCCGUGAAUAAAUAACAAAACAGGUUUGGCUCUAACAAAAA
Messenger RNA from Ooceraea biroi (clonal raider ant), 1105 nucleotides. RefSeq names its product keratin, type I cytoskeletal 10. The record is from RefSeq and is a predicted model, not a curated record. NCBI's taxonomy places the organism in Eukaryota, Metazoa, Arthropoda, Insecta, Hymenoptera, Formicidae.